CCUGGCAUGACCUUUUCCCUUGGCAACCACUUCCUCCGAGCAUCCAAAACGGCCAUCUUUAUUUUUUAAGUCAUUCAUGAAAAAGUUGUCUCGCUCAUGUAAACACACCGAGCGAAGCGACACGUUUUUUUGCGCUCCAGACGCAACAGCAUCGACGGCGCUCUGCUGCUGCAUGUUGUUGUAGUUUCCUCCAGAGACGCGCUCCAGACUGAGCCGAGCAGCACCGCAGAGCAGCAGGCUGGUCCGCAGAGAAUAAGUAAACACCGAAAGCGAUGAGAAAGAAGCAGACUGCCAAACAGAGGAAGACUGAGGAGACUCCAUUUGUGCAGGAGUUUGUUGUAGAGAAAAUAAUUCGCCGCAGAGUCUUUGACGGAAGAGUGGAGUACUUCCUGAAGUGGAAAGGUUUCACUGAUGCAGAAAACACCUGGGAACCUGAGGACAAUCUGGACUGCCCUGAACUCAUUGAGGAGUUCCUGAGAAACACCCAUUUCUAUGAGGGGAAUGAGGAAGAGCUGAUGGACCAACACUUCAUUCCGAAAGAAGAAAUGACAGAGCAGGAGACGGAAAUUUCAUGCAUGCAGCAGGCACAAACUGUGCAGAGCAACAGCGAGCCGAGUGACGAGCAGUCAGACACCCCCACUAACCUCAGCACUUACCUCGAGCCUGAAUGCAUCAUCGGCUCCACAGACAGACAGGGAGAGCUCAUGUUCCUCGUCAAAUGGAAGAACUCCGACGACGUGGCCCUGCUGCCGGCCCGCGAAGCCAGCGCCAGGUGUCCCCAGGUGGUCAUCGACUUCUACGAGCAGAAGCUGACCUGGCACUGCGGAGACGAGGAGCAGUGAAGUGUGUGCGCGUGGGUUGUGUACAUACAGAGGCGGACUGAUAAAAACAGCUGUGCUCUCACCUGAAGCUUAGUUUAACCUCCAUCGAGUGUCCUCCUUCAGCUCUGACAUUAGAGGCACACUGUGUGAAAUUACGCCGCAGGUAGAGUUUCAGAUUCUGGCAGGUGUGAGAUCCUCAGCGGGGAGGGAUUCUUUAGUGUUCUUUCAGUCCCAGCGGUGCUUAACGAGGUCUCCGUGCCUUUGUGGAGACUGCGAUGGAGACUAAAACUAACCUUUUGUGUAGAGCGGCUGAUUUGAGGUCAGACUUAACUUGUAGCAGCUUUGGUCUUGCGUAAGCAGACACAAUCACUGUGGACAUGUGAUUUGUUUUUGUUGUAGUAAUCUAGUAUUUCUAGUCUUGUUUAGCUACAUCUUGGUUGUUUAGUGUAUCUUUUAUAGCAGCAUUAUGUAGGCAGAGUGAACUAACUGCUGUCCAAUCCGUACCUCCAGUCCAUGUGGCUUUUUAGUUAGAGCUGAAGAUUGUAGACCUGUUGUUCAAACGUUUGUUGUUUCACUUGUAUUGUGUGAGGUGUCUAUAGCCACAACUCUUACUGUGUGUCUCUGUAUGACUCAUGUUUUAUGUCAAGUAUUUAAAAAAAAGUCGGCCACCAGAAAUUUCCCAAUCAGCUGGUAAGUACCAAUAUUCCCGUCUCUUCUGAAUUGAAUAAUAACAAGAAUAUUAUUGAGAGUUUUUUUUUGGUGCGUACACAAAGUCCUGGCAGAAUGAAUCAAAAGGUCAUAAUAUUUCUAAAGUAAAUCUAUUGAGAUUAACACAAUAGUAUUUGUGCACCUGUGAUGUCUAAUACGAUUGUUAAAUGUAGCACUUUAGAUACGAGACUGUCCAAUAUUGCAGGGCAUUGUCUUCCAGUAUUUGUACAGGUCUGUGUACAUGACACCUGUAUCCUGAAGGCACCGUCCUGACUCGACAUAUCUCCCAAGACUGUUAAUGGGACACUCAGCUGAACCUUAAACCUCCUAAAACAAACCUGCUACUGAAUUACUGUAACUGUUGACCAUGGAUCUGUGAAGUCUCUGUGAAUAAAGGAAACCUUUUUGUGAA
Messenger RNA from Sebastes umbrosus (honeycomb rockfish), 1941 nucleotides. It is a transcript of the gene cbx3b, whose product is annotated as chromobox homolog 3b. NCBI's taxonomy places the organism in Eukaryota, Metazoa, Chordata, Actinopteri, Perciformes, Sebastidae. The transcript has 5 exons. Gene Ontology annotation, biological process: negative regulation of transcription by RNA polymerase II; chromatin organization. Gene Ontology annotation, cellular component: nucleus; pericentric heterochromatin. The record is from RefSeq and is a predicted model, not a curated record. Gene Ontology annotation, molecular function: chromatin binding. Bases 273 to 842 code for a protein of 189 amino acids.